Messenger RNA from Amoebophrya sp. A120, 6631 nucleotides. Lineage: Eukaryota; Dinophyceae; Syndiniales; Amoebophryaceae. The record is from the annotation of a GenBank genome assembly.
GGAUUACCACGGUGACGCUCUUUCUAAUUCGGGCAUCAAAAACAACUACAGUAAACCAAUGAGAUGAACCACUUCCGCUUUCACCUUCGUGUUAGCCGGCGAUGACACGGAACUACUACACGACUCCAAGAGCAGCGGCGAUAGUACUAGAAACAGGUCGAAAACUACUUCUGCCUCGGCGGUCAGUGGUGGUACUGCGAGAAGCAGUUUCGUUCCCGAUUGCGAAAUGAUCGUUGGAGCGCUGCCUGAAAAUACGGAUGUUGGUCGCGGGGAAGGUGCAAUUGUUGAGGACGCGCAUGUUGGCCGGCGGAAUUUUACAACUACUCACGGCGUCGACUGUCUGGCAUUAUCAGGUUGUUCCGGCGAAGGCGAUUCUUCAUCUUUACAAAACAGCUCUUCGCAACUAAACCUGUCGAGCGAGGACUUGUCUUCACCGCUGUCGACCAAAGUCGAGACUGGCAUACAAAGCGCGUGGACAAGAAGCACAGCACCAUUCUCAACUGGUUCUGGAAAAAGCAGCAAACUUUCGGACCAAGCUAGUACUGUUAUUGCGCAUCGUGCUGGUGCAGCGGAGGUGAAAGGUCUUGCGAAUGUUGGCGAAGAUGAUGACGCAAAUAAUGAGGAGGAGCAGUCAAUUGCAGCUUUAGCGGAAGCAACCAAACUUUUGGAAAUCAAUUACAAUCUGCGAACGGUUCGUGUUCCGGAGUCUUCUUCGCCAUCAUCGUCUUCAGCAAUGCCCGUUGCAGCUGGAACUACGGGUGGGAUCUCUACUGCGAGUGUGAGAAAUUAUGGUGGCCCAUCAUCGAGCACCAGUGGCACUGCGUUUUUCACGUCAGCAUCGCCCUUUCAACCUGCAUCUUCGGCGUCGUCCCGUGAACGUGGUCCUGCAACACAGACAUCCUCAAUUCACCCUGUCGAAAAGGCGGCUAUGGGUAAGAACGUGCAGAACACGACGACCCUCGUGCAACAGCUCGGUGUAGUGACCACGACGACGAGCAAAGACGAAUCAGCUUAUAAUUCGACCCCGCAAGAACAAAACAACACAGGUUUGGAGCAGCAGAUGAGCACAACUCCACCGUCGGUCAAAGGACACCUUGCGAGUUGCAGUCGUGGCCUCGCGACCAGCAGUAGCACCGAUGAUUCUACGCCUCCUUGCGCGGCUGGUGCAGAGGUCGUUCCUGCGCCCCCUUUGGCUACAACUUUGGGUGCAGCAGCCAAUGAGAUGAAUUUGAAACACACGAUACUGCAGCUACCAAUACCAGUACAGCAUGCGGCAACGUCUUUUCAUUCCGAUAGUCAAGACGCUGACAUAUCAACUGUAAAAAUGUCUGGGUCUGGAACUUUGCUAGACUUGUCAUGCAGGUUUUUCAUGACCCAUAUGAUCUGUAAUGGAGUGCCUAGCAUGACAGAUUCCGUGAGAUCACUAUCAUGCCUAUCCUGCAUGACAAACUGCCUCUCAUCUUGAUCAAAAGUGGACAGCGUUUGGUAAUCAUGCAACACAGAUUUUUGCAUGAUUCUGAUUUAGCAUGACAAGUUCCAACCUUCCAGACCCAGACAUAUCUGCAAUGCAUAUGACAGCACACUGAGCAAAACGGACGAAGACCUGGCAAAAACCUUUGGCUGGAUUCGUGGCGCAACGGACGAUAUCCAAUGCAAAAAUGUCUGGGUCUGGAACAAAGCAACUUGUCAUGCUAAAUCUGAAGCGUGAAUAAAACCUGUGUUGCAUGAUUACCAAAAGCUGUCCACUAUGGACCUAAUCGAGAGGCACUUUCUCAUGCAGGAUAGGCAUGAUAGAACCCUCACAGUAGAAUCUGUCAUGCUAUGUCCUACAUGCCAGAGCUCAUGGGUCAUGGAAAACCUGCAUGACAAGUCUGGCAUUCUUCCAGACCCAGACGUAUUUGCAUUUGAUAGACGACACGCACGACCGUAAAGUGCCGGCGGACGAUCCCGCGAGGCCGUCGCGGGCGGAACGCGAAGUGGCGCUGAUGCUGGAGUUUGAAAAGGAAAUACAGUUUUCAAAUUCAACUACCAGGCAACUACAAACAGGCUCAUCUUGCUCAACUGGUGCGGUCGUGGCCGGCUCUGGGUUUGCCGCGGUCACGUCCUGCAGGAACGGAAACGGUGCAGCUUCGGACGGUGCAGCUUCCGGCUCGUCAGGAAAUGGUGCUAGUAAUGCAAUUGGAAGCUCCGUGGUUACAUCAGCCCCCACUAGUAGCUUGUUACAACCCUGGAAGACUCCUGCGCAAAUGACGGCUCUCGUCCGCAACAUCACUCCUAACACGACCGACGCGGCCUCUGGUAGUACGACAAGACAGGGAACAAGCAAAGACAGCGCCGCGUCGCAAAACACACCAACCCGGUCGGCUACUUCUAGCACCUGGGCGCGGGUCGGGAAACGGGUUUUGCAGCCGCUGGCGAUUAUGACGGCGAGAGGAACAAGCGUUGGUGAGGCUGGCGGAAGGGAAAUACCAAAAAAUCAGCCACGAACUACACCUGGUACUGCAAAAAUUUCGUCCACUUCUGCAGCUUCGUCCAGUGCAAGCUCGCCGCUUCAACAACAGCAACCGAAUCACCUGCACCAUCUCAAUUCCGAGGAACAAAAUCGGGCUUUUAUGCCAAGUUCUUCAAGUGGUUCUUCUUCACAGCGAACCAAUACGGAUGAUGGUUUCAGAAAUAUUAUUGGCAGAGAUCAUGGUGGCAUGAUCGACGCACGUGGCGCAACGACUAACAACCCAUUUCCAACAACAGACAGUCCACAGCCUGGAAACAGCAAGCGUCUGCUCACACGAAUUCUGCCAAUCACGAGAACACCGGAAACUACCUCGACAAGCAGUAGCCCCAGAGUGUUAAACCAUAUUAACAUUGCUGGUGGUGUUUCAACAACAUCUACGAAAAACCGGGCGAGAAGCUUUAUGGCGUUCUCAAGCGUUACAUUAUCAACUGUUACAUGAAUUUGUAAUGCAAGAGUGGCAAAAGUACAGGAGGAAGAUUGCGCCUUUUGCAUUACAGAUUUGGGACGGAUUAUAGUGCUAUGUAGCGCGUCGAGAAGUUGUCAUGCAAGGCAGGCUUGGUCGUGUGAAUAGUGAUAGUGUUUUUGCAUGACAAAUCAUGUAACAGUUGAGAAUGUAACGUUUGAGAGCCCCAUAAGCUUUGUGAACCGUCUGGGGCCGUCGAACAUUCGCACCGCCAGUCCAUAUGGAUUGUAAAAAUGUCUGGGUCUGGAAGGUUGGAACUUGUAAUGCUAGCUUUCCAUACCUAGAAAAUCUGUAUUGCAUAUUUACCAACAAAAGUCGCAGCCUCUUUUGUCAUGCAAAAACGCAGUUUCUCAUGCGGAUUGCCUACGAGAAAGAAUUGUGGGAAGUUGUCAUGCCGGACUGCAUUCGGAAGUGUUUUCAUCAUGCACAUUUUAGCAUCACAAGUUUCCAGACCCAGACAUUUUUGCAUUUCAUAGUCCACGGCCUAUGGCGAAAGCGGCGCAGACACCGCGGUUGGGUUUUUCCGGGGAAAGUGGCGGUGAUCCGUGGUUGGGUGCGUGAUGAUGGAUGGAGUUUUACUUUUAUAUUACCAAAAUGUAACUAUAGUAUACGAUGCAUAAUUAAUUUAAAUUUUGUUUUUGUUUUUGCAAAGACGGCGAGAGGAACGAGCGUUGGUGAGGCUGGCGGAAGGGAAAUGCUAAAAAAUCAACCACGACCUACAAUACCCUAUAUACUAUACGGCAAGAAAAUCGAUUGACGCAUGGCCCGAUUUCUACUAGUAAAAUCUUACUAGUAAGGAAAAUCCAAGAAUUUUACUAGUAGGCUGCGCUGCUAGUAAUCUUAUCGUGACAAGCAAGCAAAAAAACUACUAGCAAGCGUACUAGUAGAGAGUUUACUAGGAGAAAGCUUACUAGUAGAAAAAGAAAAAGAAAACUGCCGCGCGGGGUGGUUCGCCCCGGGCUUGCGCCACAAAGCUCGCCCGCGCUGCUGGCUUCCCUUGCCCCCUGUGGAGAAACUAGCGCCGAGCAAUUAGUACCUGUGUGGUCGCGCGGGACGUGGCGCUCGUUCCCGGGAAAAGGGGGUGCAGCCGUGGGAGGGCGAGCGCUUCUUUAUCUGACCGAGGGUGGCGCGGCGCGUGCUGCUGCGCCCGCAGGUGCAGGCGAACUAGCAGCUCCGGCCCGGCCACGGUGCCCGGGAUGGCUUUGCGCUUUGUUUGGGCUACCCCGUUUUGCCUCGCGGCGGAGGCCCCUCCUCGUGUGGAUGCCCCCGCCGCCCUGCGCAAAGAAAGCGGCGCCUUUUCUCGCUGCCCCGAAGGAAUGGCCAUCACACACAGUGCGCCUAGUCCCCCUGGGCUGGUUGCACCUGUCUGGCUGGCCAGGUUUUUUGUCGCGCAGCUUUUCCGCAGCUGCGGCCCUGUGGGCUCCGUCGAAAGCAGCCCCACCGCCUUGGGGGCGUAACUAGAAAUACAGCGGGGCGUAGCUCUAGAAUGACGAGCAGCCGCCCGUAAGGCUCGCAACUUGGGGGGGUGCUCGCAAAUUGGGAACAUCCCGGAAGGCUCGUCCCCUCCCAGGGUGGGCUCGCCCCGGGUGUUCUUUCGGUUUCCCGGUGCUUCUCCUUCUCCAGGGGCCUGGGGCGGGCCGCUGUCACGCCUUUGUCUUCCUCCAGGGGGCUCCGGCGCACUCAAAAGCCCUGCGCCUGCAGAGUUUUCGCCCCCAGGAGAAUCCCCUCCCCUUCCCCGCGAGGACUGCAACCUUCCUACUAGGAAAUCGGGCCCAUCGUUUCCUUGUCUACUCCAUACCUCUCCGGCGGUCGCGGAGCGACCGCCCGUGCUAGAUAGUACUACUGCAAUUUUGUCGAGAGGAACAAGCGUUGGUGAGGCUGGCGGAAGGGAAAUGCUAAAAAAUCAACCACGACCUACUAGUACUACUGCAAUUUUGUCCACUUCUGCAGCUUCGUCCACUGCAGGGUCGCCGCUUCAACAACAGCAACCGAAUCUCAAUCACGAGGAACAAUCUCGUCGGGCUUUUAUGCCAAGUUCAAGUUCUUCUUCUUCACAACGAACCAAUACGGAUGGUGGUUUUAAAAAUCUUCUUGGCAGAGAUGCUGGUGGCAUGAUCGACCCACGCGACACAACUACGAACAACCCAUUUCCAACAACAGACAAUCCACAGUGUGGCAACAGCAAGCGUCUGCUCACACGAAAAAUUCUGCCAAUCACGGCACAAGAAACUACGACCUCGACAAGCAGUAGCCCCAGAGUGUUAAACCAUAUUAACAUUGCCGCUGGUGUUUCAACAACAUCUACGAAAAACCGGGCGAGGAGCUUUGUGAACCGUCUGGCGCCGUCGAACAUUCGCACCGCUAGUCCGCGGCCUAUGGCGAAAGCGGCGCAGACGCCGCGGCUGGGGUUUUCGGGGGAAAGUAGCGGUGAUCCAUGGUUGGGUGCGUGAUGAUGGAUGGAAUUUGAUAGUACCAAAAUGUAACUAUAGUAUACGAUGCAUAAUUAAUUUUGUUUUUGUUUUUGCAAAUAAUUAUAGGAGCUUGUCUUGAUCAAUUUGAGCCGGAGUUGUUUCCGUUUCGAUCGGCUUUGUUUAUGUUCACAAAGAUAAUUUUUUUGCACCUGUCAUUUUUUGCUUCUAGCAUUUGGGGGCCUCGCGUGCCAAUGACACACACACACUCGUGAGACGACUCGGUGUGCAGUUUACUUUUGAGUGAAUAUAUUAUUCCUGCGAUUAAAGUUCUGAACGAUUAGUCCAGGGCGAAGUUGUAUAGAACAACGAUUUCGUCAGCGAGAAGGAAUAAAUUUAAAAAUGAAUCAAAAAAUGUAUUAUAAACACAAACUUUGAUUUUUUGUCGUUCGCAAAAUUAUUGAAAAGAUUGGUAAGAUGUAGGCAUCCGUGCCUGUUGCUUGUGGAAACGUAAAACAUAGAAUAUUUUUUACUUUUACAGCUGUCUUCAUUUUUGAUUUUGACGAGAAUUGGUUCCAACAGAUGAAAGCCGGUUCGCAUAAGGAUGUAUUCGAGGCGUAUUCCUGCUGCAUGUCAUCUUUGGUUCUUCUGUUUGCACAGCAAAAUUUUAUUUUCGACUUUUGAUUUAUAUUCCAAGAAUUCCGAUGUUGACUCUUGAUGCUACACUGCGAUUACGUGGUCACCAGAACUAGUACAGUGAGGGAGGCUCAGUGACAGUGGUUAAAGUUAAUCCUUUAGUAGUGAGAUUUUUAGUUCCUGAAGAGAAAUUACAAGGGUCGAUUUCUAAAACCGUUCUAUACGUAAACGCUUUAGGAGCUAGCGUUGGCUGCGCGAGAUGAAAUGUAGUUUAAAAGAAUGGCAAUAAACAUGGCAAGCCGGUGAGAUAGAGCAGGCGUAUAAUUUGCAUGUAAUAUGCGCGACUCUGCCAUACUUCUAUUGCAUGGCUUUUCAAUUAAUUGACCUUCUUCCUAUGUUUCUCAUUUAUCGUACAUUGCAGAAAAUGCACGGUCGGAAUUUUGGGCGAAAAAAUCUACCAGAUGUGGAAACAGGGCCCAAGGCUGAGAUGAAAAAAUCGAAAAAACAAAGACCAUGCAGUUGAGUUACCGAAUCGAAAAAAAUUUUGAUCAAAUUAUGCUGUACCAGUGUAGGUCGCGUUUCGAUUUCGAAAAGCAAGAAGUAGGCAAGCAU